Schizophyllum commune H4-8 is the source of this 2142-nucleotide messenger RNA. RefSeq lists its product as uncharacterized. Lineage: Eukaryota; Fungi; Basidiomycota; Agaricomycetes; Agaricales; Schizophyllaceae. The coding region runs from base 1 to 2142 and encodes 713 amino acids. The transcript is spliced from 10 exons. The record is from RefSeq and is a predicted model, not a curated record.
AUGGUUGACGGAUUGCUGUCGGUCGUCGUGGAUAGCCGUGGCACCAAGAAGUCUGACGCGGGAUCCACAACGCAGUCACUGAACGUGCCGGCGCCCGCGCGUUCCAAAGCGCAGUCCGACAGAAGCUUAAGGUACAGUGUGAACCUCGAGCCGCUCGCAUUGGACUGUGCUCAUAAGCGCCCUGCCAGGAACAUCAAGAAUGAAUACAAAGAAGAUGGAGAGGUCAAGCACUUGAUGAACAGACUGAAAACUGUGGCCAUCGAGAGAUCGACUAUACUUGAUCCUACGACCGCAAUCCUCAUGGACCGCAUGGCGAUUUUCGUCUGCUGGCCGCUGACUCACAGUCUGGACUUGGCCUGGCCAUCAUGUGAGAUUUUCAAAGACAUCUACAACAAGUUGCUGUCGCGUGUUGUAUUCAAACUUCCCGAUGUAUGCGCAAUUGCGGCCACACCGAAGCUUUCACGCCCGUCCGUGAAGGAGCUUCUUGAGGAUGCCAGACUCGGGAAACGUAGAAGCCUCUCAGGCCUCGACCCGAGCGACGUUGAAGCAUUGUCGGACCUUCUGGAAUUGACCGAGAUCGAACAGGAGAUCUGCGCGUCGCUGGAGGGCUCUACGCACCUCACUCCGGUCUCUGACGCUGUGAACGAUCGAUUUUUGACAAUUGCGCAUGACGUCUGCUCGUUGUCCGACGAAGCGAAGACGUUGCAGCAGGGUACUCGGGAUAUCAAUGAAGCGGAGGCGAGAAUAUUUUGGGACUGGUUUCACACAAUCCUCUUCGUGUUCACCCGCUCGUACGGCGUGGACUACGUGCUCGAGCGCGAAUCGCCUCUCGCAUGGAACGACUUCUUCAACGAACUCAACAAACUCCCGAAAACCAACCCAAUGGACCUGUCGAUUGCCGUGCGACAGAUGAGAUCGUACUUCAUUGAAGAACACGAGUCUGGUCUCCCGAAAGCUCAUCGCUUCCCCCGAAGGUAUCACACGACUCCCCAGAACGACUCUGGCGUCUCCGAGCUCGACGAACGAGUAGCAGCGGCCGCGAACGAAACGCUCCUGCUCGCUGCCUUGGAUAAAAGGUCGACAGAGCGCCGUCCUAUGUUAGAUAGGUGGGGAGCCGAAUCCGAGAUGGAGCGUCAUGUGCAAGCCCGAGUCAUACGCUCCUACGCCUUCGGAAAGUUCGACGCAGGGGGUAUAUUCGUAAUCCCUCGUGUCUUCGCCAAGAAGGACAUGGAACGUGUGAAGAGGUUUAGUUUCAUCACAUCGCUGGUCACUGUUUCAAAGCCUGUGCCGGACAAGAAGGACUCUGAGCCGACGUCUACGACCGAAUCCACACCUGACGCCGUGCCUGCGCCUAAGGGCUUGGUAACGAGUUUCGACGUGGCGGAUAAGCGCUUGCGCCAGCGCAGGAACUCGCUCGACGGGAAGACCAAAUCGCAGGGUCCUGCUGCAAAGCGUGCAUCGAAACAAAGUCGCACGAAGACUCAACAACGACUUGAGGACAGCUCUGAGGACUCGCACUGGCUUCCCCUGAUUGUACUGUUCAUCAGCUUCCAGUACAAGAAACCGAAUGAAGACUUUGGCACGGUCUUCAACCAGUCCCGUCUUGACCUCACGAACAACGUCAAGUAUCUGGAUAGACUUGGCAUACAAGGACUUCCCGUCUUCGCCAUCGCCGCAGUCGGCUGCAAAGGAUAUCUGCUUUCUGCGUGGGGCGAAAAGGGCCAAGACUUCAAGGAUGUGACCCGCGUGCGAAUCGCUGACAGCAAUUGUCCUCAGUGGGACCUCAGCAACAAGUCCCAGGCCCUCCGUCUCGCUCUCUUUCUCCUGAACUUGCGCGAGGCGUGGCACGAGCUGGUAGUGCAGAAGUUCAACGAGGUCAGGCCGGCGUUCGAGGCAAAGUGGGCGUCGGACGCCGCGUCGUUCGACUGGAAGAUGGAGCAUCAAAAGGAGCAACCUCGCUAUCUCGCCGUCAAAAAUUCUCAGCAGGCGGAGGAAGAGACCUUCAUGGGCAUUGUGGAGCAGAUCAAAGCACGCAUCGAGCAGUUGAAAGCUGCAGACAAGGCUAGAAAAGACGCGGGUGAGGCUGCUGGGAAAGAAGAGGAGGGCGAGACAGACGACGAAGGCGGGAAUGCAAAGGCAUAA